AUGAUAUUCUCGUGUUGCUGGAGUCUUAUCUUCACGACUUUCAUAGGAUCUGCGUCACCAGAUGCUAAAGCUGCACGUGUGGAUACGAAUWGUACUUCGUUUGCCCAGCCUUACAACAACUCUGAAAGUCGUUUGAUUGAGCAUAUUUUAACUGGCUAUAACCGUCAAAUYCGACCAGUGCAAAAUGUAUCCAGUCCUGUCAAAGUAAGAUUUGGAAUAAUGCUUAAACAGAUCAUCUAUGUGGAUCUGCGUCAUCAGAUGUUGAAGCUUCACGUGUGGAUACGAAUUUAUUGGAAAGACGAGUUCAUAGGUUGGAACCCAGAAGAUUUUGGGGGCUUAAAAGCAGCUGCCAUUAAUCCUGAAAAUGUCUGGACUCCAAAACUUGCUCUAUACAACAGCGCAUCAGAUAAGCCUGGUGAGAUCAAUUUCAAGAUGAUAUAUAAAGUAUUGGUCACACACACUGGAGAAAUGCGUUGGACGUCACCUUCAAUCAUCUCCUCUGACUGYGGAAUGGAUGCACUCAGUUUUCCUUUUGACAAACAAAAGUGUUUCCUCGAAUUUGGKUCUUGGGUAUUUGAUGGUAGCAAGCUGGACGUUGAUCUUCAUAAACCAUAUGUCGACAAGGAGUCUUAUUCUGAAAAUGAAGAAUGGCUUUUAAYUGGUGACAAGGCUGAGAAGCGGGUGAAAAAAUACAGCGCCUCAUCAGAUCCCUUCCCCUCAGUAGUUUUUACACUAGAGAUGGAACGAAGAGCAUCGUUUUUUGUGCGUAAUGUGAUCGUACCUUGUGGACUCAUGACAUUCAGCUCGCUCUUUUCGUUYAUCAUGCCACCUAAUUCAGGAGAAAGAGUAUCUUUYCUUACAACUGUUCUUGUCGCUUUUACAGUUUACAUGAUGAUUGUAAACGAAGAAAUUCCACCUUCUUCAACUGUGCCGUUAGCUUCCAAGUUUUUCUUAUUUCUGAUGGUCCAACAAGGCCUAUCUAUUAUGGCUACUUGCUUUAUAAUAAGAUUCCAAAGUAACGAUUCUCCGAUACCCAAGUGGUUUGACGUUCUUGUCAACAAAUGGCUGGCUUAUUUGCUAUUCAUGCAACCUGAAAAGAAUUCUGUUGUUCCUGGAAAAGAUGACCUCCUCUUCAAAAGAAAUACCUUUUUAAGCAAAGUYUAUCGAAAUGAAGGUGAUGCCCUUUCUCGGGACAGAUCCCACCCUACAAACUCCAAAACCGAGGCUCCAGACAGUAAUAAUGAAGCAGGAAAAAAAGAACUUGGAACAAAUGAUGUGGUACAAGAACAGUUGUAUAAGCUCCUCGAAGAAGUUAAAGUUCCAGUCGACUAUUUACGUGAGAUUAGAGCAAAGGAAAAACUCCAAAAUGAUUGGAUUUUUGCCACAAGAGUUUUAGACAGGUUUUUUCUACUCGUUUUGAUCGCGAGUGUUUGUAUUUGCAUGUUGUUAAUCCUUYUGGUUGGUAAUGGUGUGAUUCUGAGUAGUGAAGCUUCAUAAUUCCAUUGGUUUUCCAUGUGACAUUCGUGGACCGAUUUAAGAGUUGAACUUUUAAAUGGAUUACAUACAUUCAGGGGUCUAGCUGACUGGUCGUUUUCAUAACACACGUCUUUUGCUAGUUUUUUACACACUACAUCAAUAUAGCUACAUUCCUGGACAAAAAGAGUUGAGAAUGUUUUAAAAAUAGCUGAAUGUUGAAAUGUCUCCUUUUACUUUUUAUCUUUUUCUGCCCUCCCCCCGCCCCUCUUCGCUCAAAGUUUUACUUUAAAGAGCACACAAACAUGCUGGAUUGUGUUUGAGUGCUAACGACACUGUUUUUGGGGGAGGGGAGGGGGUAGGUAGGAUGUUUUGUUUUGAACUGACCUGAAGGGUGCWGUUAGGCUACRUUCACAUGAGGCCGGUUCCGUUCAGAACCGUUCUAGUUUAGGCGCGCGUUCACACUGGAACUCUGGAACUGGCCUCAUCUGAGGCUGGCAAAGUGUUCAGGUUUGGGGCCGGCUAAAAAGCCGUUCCACUUUGAGGACAGGCCACUUCGAAGCAUGAACGGAUACGUGUGAACACUGCUUCAAUCCGUACCGAAAUGUGGACGGUUCCGUGUGAACAGUGGGAAUUGUCCUAAAACCGAGGUGUCCUCAAACUUGAGUGGCCCGUGUAAACGUAGUCUUAUUCUCGACCGUUUUUGUCCAGGGUGGAACAACAGCGUGGAACGAAGUYAUAGAACUCUUAGACUUGAAUUGUUUGUUUUUUUGGUACGAAUUUUCUUUAAGCACUGAAAUCUUCGAAAGUGAAGAGCACACUUAGUAGAUUAUAACUAUAAUAAUUAGACCCUCUGGAAUCAUUGAAAUAGUCAAAGUAUUUCAGAUAGGAAGCCCGAGUAAAGGUUUAUUUCUCAGAAUCAAACGGUGUUGCAGAUUUGAGCUCGGGCUUUCUUGAAGAAAAUUAUACGGCUACCUUUCAAGAUGGCGCAGGGAACCGUGAAGGAGACUACUGUUAUAGCUCCUGUUUGGUUGAUCAAGUUAUCGCCUGGUGUAAGACAGCAUAGAAAUAUUGGAAUGGAUGAUCGAAACAGCAAGAAUUGGAUAAAAGCGAACCUUAUAAACCAUUCCAUAAAGUGGAAUCUAGAUGUGUUUUCAAGCAGGCACCUAUCCCUCUUUAUCCUUACGAGCGAGAAAUUGAAAUUAAUCUUUGAAUCAACAUACUCGACGGUCAGGAUAAAAGGUUUUCAAUUUUUUCUUGCCCGCGCACGUUAAAUUUUUGUAAAUAUACUAACAAAUAGCAAUUGAAAAAAGAGGGUCCAGUUUUGGAYUAGCACCUAUCAUAAAUUAACUAAAUCUCAAACCAUGUUUUAUAAUUGAUUUGAUUUCAUAAAGUAGAGUCUUCCAAUUAGUAAACGCACGAAUCAUGGGAAAUGUUAGCAGCUUUUUGCUUUUAGUGUUACUACCCAGGCCUAUUUUCAAAAUAAAGGAAAGUUGAGCAAUAUAA
Exaiptasia diaphana is the source of this 2979-nucleotide messenger RNA. RefSeq names its product neuronal acetylcholine receptor subunit alpha-10. Gene Ontology annotation, cellular component: postsynaptic membrane; synapse; neuron projection. Gene Ontology annotation, molecular function: transmembrane signaling receptor activity; acetylcholine-gated monoatomic cation-selective channel activity. NCBI's taxonomy places the organism in Eukaryota, Metazoa, Cnidaria, Anthozoa, Actiniaria, Aiptasiidae. The record is from RefSeq and is a predicted model, not a curated record. Gene Ontology annotation, biological process: nervous system process; monoatomic ion transmembrane transport; signal transduction. The coding region runs from base 1 to 1497 and encodes 498 amino acids. The transcript is spliced from 6 exons.